GUACAACCACGUUGCGUCCUAGGCUGGAUUAAUGCCUUAUUUGAAAGCCCUUCACUACUUACGCCGCCCCCGUGUUCUCCUCUCCAUGUUUCAGCGUUUCCAUUCAACAACCUUGCCGUGAUUCGCUUUAGGGCCUAAAAAACGACGUCUCUCUUAUAUCCCCCAAAACUUUUCCGGAAUCUUGCGUACUUUGCUAAUGGCGCUUCAUUCCGUCUCCGCUGCCGCCACAACUUCUGUCGCGUCGCCUACUCCUUCCGUGUCCAGCCAGCCUCGGUCUCCCUGCCCUGACCGCGUUUUAUCCUUUCGCGCUCGACAGAUUUCGAGUCGCAAUGACCUCUCGAGUCAUGCCGCCUUUUCGAGAAACUCCUCUCGACCCCCCCCGACGGCGUUACUCCCGUGCGGGGUUGGGGGACUCCGCCGCGCGCAGGUGCCCGUUACGACCCGCGCAAGUGCCACCGCUGACGCCGCUUCCGCUGCUACGCUGCCCGAGCAGCAGCAACCGCGGAGGCGCCAGAACAAGCAGAAUCGAGGAGGCGAACAGACCGCCGCCGCGACGGGUAGACGGAGCGCGGGACAGUCUCGAAACAGCGGCGGAGGCGGCGGCGGAGGAGGAGGAGGAGGAGGCGGCGCCGCUAGUCGCUUCAACUGGCGUGGUCGGCGCGACAAUAAGUCAGGCGGCGGUGAAAGCAGCGCAAGCGGGAGCGUCGCAAGAGGCCGCGGCGGCAGGUCUGGUUACGGCAACGGCAACGACUCCUCACUGGCGACGCUGUCGCGCGUGUCGUCGUGCUUGGCGGCGCUGCGCGAGGCGAAGCAGCGAUGGGCGGACGAGCGAAAGGGCAGAGAAUCGCAGGCGACGACGACGAUGAAGAAGAAGAAUGGGACGGAUAUGAAGAAGAAUGAAGAGGGAGGCGCGGGCCAAGGCACCCAAGUCGCCGUCACCGACGAGCCCGCGGCCGCCGCCGUCCCUGCCGCCGCCGCCACUACUGUUGCUGCCGCUCCCGCCGCCGCUUCCGCCGCCGGUGGGAGUGGAACUGAGGCUUCCGUCGCUCCAUCCGAGACGCUCGAGAGCGUCGUGUGGCCGGUGCUGGACCAAUGGGAGCGCGAGUGGGUGCAGUCUGACGUCAUCCUGCUGCUGAAGGAGCUCGGCGCGCAGCAGCGCGAGCACGACCUGCUGGGCGCCGUGUACGCGUGGCUGCAGCACGUGGAGGGCACGAGCAAGGAGCUCGAGGCGGGGGUACGCGCGUGCACGACGGUGCUCGCUGCGUACGGGAAAGCAGGGAACGUGGCGCAGAUGGAGGCGGUGGCGCGCGGAAUGGAGGCGCGCGGAGUGCCCCCGGACGUGUUCGCGUACAACGCGCAGAUCGGCGGGUACGCGCGCGCGGGGCGGUGGCGCGACGCCAUCGGCGUGUACGAGCGCGUGCGCGAGGACGACAUGGUGGAGGCGGACAGGGUUACCUGCGUCGAGAUGGCUAUGAUGCUCGCCGCGGCGAAACAGCCGGUCCCCCUUAGGGCCGUCUUGGACGAUAUGAUGGCCCUGGGUAUCCCCGUGGACGCCAAGCUGGUGGAGCGCGCCGUGCCAGUGCUGGCGCGGGGAGGCGAGCACGCGGCCAUCACGGCUCUGCACCGCUCUCUGUGCCAGGAGGGCGUGAAGCUGCCCGCGUCCCUGGUGGUGGCGUGCAUCAACGCGUAUGGCGCUCUGGGCAUGCCGCAGCACGCUGAGGGGGUGUUCCAGUCCCUGCGGCAGCAGGGGCGAGUGGAGGACAGGCGCGUGUACGUGGGGCUCUUGAAGGCGUACGCCAGCAACGGGCACAUGCAGGAGGCGGAGGGGGUGGUGCACGACAUGCUGCAGGGGGGGGUGAAGCCUUCUACCGGGUGCUUCCAGGUGUUGCUGGACGGCUACACGCGCCUGGGCGAGUUUGGCUUGGCCGAGGGAGUAUUGGAGUACAUGCGGGGGGAGCUGCAGCUCGUGCCAGACCCCUCGCUGCACCUCUCUCUCGUCUGCGCCUACCUCUCCGCCUCGCACCCUGCGUGGGCGCACUCUGCCCUCUGCGACCUUUUAGCAGAGCACCCGACGUUCCAACCGCCUGUGGAGAUUGUUGAAGGGAUCAUGAGGGGGUAUUUGGAGGGGGGCAAGGGUUUGGAUGGAGGGAAUAUGGUGUCUAAUACUGCUGCUUCUGCUGCUGCUGCUGGGGUUGCUGGUGCUGCUGCUGCAGCUUCUCCUGCUGCUGCUGUGCCAGAUCUAGCAGCGGGUGCAGCUGCAGCAGAGGCGGUGCUCCAAGUGGCGAUCAAGCAGGGGGUGGAGCCGUCCAACGCGUGCAGGCAGCUGCUGCUGAAAGCACGAGCCGUCCAGGCGAAAGGGGAAGUGAGAGACGAGGGGAAAGAGGGACUAGGGGGAGAAGAGGGGGGAGAGGGAGGAGAGAGGGAGAGGGAAGGAAAGGAUAGGGGCAUAGAGGAAGGCCGAGGACAGGAGGGAGCUGGGGUCGCAGCGGUGGGAGAGGGGAGUGCAGCUGUGGUGAAGGUGGAAAAUGAGGGUGCAUUAGCUGUGAGGGCGGAGAGCAAGAGUGCACUAGCUGCGAAAGCGGAAGGCAAGGGUGCAAUCUCUGCAAAGGCGGGAGACAAGAGUGCGUUAGUUGCAAAGGCGGAAGGCAAGAGUGCAUUAGUUGCAAAGGAGGAAGGUAAGAGUGCACCACCUGCAAAGGCGGAAGACAAGAGUGCAAUCGGUGCCAAGGCGGAAACUGAGACGGCAUUACCUCCAAAGAAAGCUGGGGAUUCGCUGCUGCAGAUGGUGCAAGGAGAGGCGGCGGUGGGAGAGGAGAUGGCAAUAGCGCCAGAGGCAGGGACCGAGACCGCGCUACCUGGAAUGAAGGCUGGGGAGUUGCUGCUGCAGAUGGUUCAGCGAGGGGCGGCGGUGGGGGAGGAGGAGGUGGUUGCGGAGCUCGAAGCUGUGGGGGGGGUGAAAGGGGAGGAGAGUGAGGAAGGGGGUGUGGGAGGGGUGAGCGGAGGAGUGCCAGGGCAUGGUGCUGUGAUGACUCUGUGGAAGUCCCUUCGGAGCAUCCCCACCUUUCAGCCGACCGUGUCCAUGUUUGUUCCAGUAAUCAAGGACAGGGCGUUAGCUGGAGACUUCCCCUCUCUCUGCUCUCUUAUGGCUGACCUAAGAGGGCUUGAACUCACUCCAUCCGAUCAGGUAUUCGCUGCAUUGCGCAUGGCGCCUCUAGAGAGCGCUGGUACAGUAACGAGUGGUGCUGUACCGAGUAUGACUGUGACCAAGGCGCCUGAGGAAGGGGGUUUGAAGGGGGGGAGGAGUGCGAGGGAUGGGGGAGAGGAGGAUGGUGAGAAGGAGAAAGCAAGUGGGAGGAGAAAGAACAGAAGGAAGGCUGAGGGGAGAAAGGACGAGGGAGAGGAGCAGGAGAAGGAGGUGAGGGGUGAUGUUGAAGGGAGAGGUGCGGUCGUUGAGAGGAAGGCUGAGGUUGCUAAGGGGAGUGACGAACAGGAGAUACGGAAGGGGGAGGAGGUGACUGUGGAAACUCCAAAGGCGAUUGCAGGGGGGGAAAACGAACAGGCAGGGGAAGAAGUGAAGGCUGAAACAAAGGUGGUGGAUCAGGAGUUAAAAGUUGAGAGGGUGGUGAGUGUGAGAGAAGGCGGAGGCCAGACUGAAGUAUCCAAGGAUGGCCUCAAGGAUUCUAGCAUCCUUGAGCAGACAGCGCAAGUGGAUGGCUCGGAUGUGAGUGUAGCAGACAAGGAUGCAGGAGUACACGCUAAAGGUAAUGCAGAGGUUGGGGGACAAGAGGGAGGCAUGGCUAUUGAAGCACUGGAGUCUGAAACAGGACUUGGGGACAUGGAAAAGUCGGCAAGUACUCAAGAGGCUCCUUUGCGAGAGGCUUUUGCUGCAGGAGAUGAUGGCGCUGCUGCUGCUGCUGCUGUGACUGGGAAGGGAGGAGAAAUAGUGCAGGAGCAGAAGGAUGCCCUAAGUGUGGUGGCUGAAGCUUCAAACGAGCUGAAGGGAGACAUAAGUCAGGGUGGAGUCAUCGGAAAGGUGGGGUGGGAAAGAAAGGGGAGGAAGACAGACAUGCAGAAGGCUGGCCUGGGAAAAGGAGCCCUUGCAAAAGUCAAGGGUUUUGGAGCAAGCAAAGGCUUUGGCAAAGCUGCUGGCAAGGUGGUUAGAAAGCAACAGAAACUGAAGGAAGAAGUUGAGAUUGGGAUAGCAAGCGAAGCAGCACCUAAAGCUGUUACAGUUGUAGAGACUGUAGCCUCAUGAAUGCAGGUUCUUGUGUGAUCGACAGCAUUGAGAAAGCUAGCUUUCAUGUUGUGCAAUUGGCAUCGUUCUCAUUUCAAUUGAACGUGAG
Molecule: messenger RNA, 4343 nt
Organism: Closterium sp. NIES-67
Lineage: Eukaryota; Viridiplantae; Streptophyta; Zygnematophyceae; Desmidiales; Closteriaceae
Source: the annotation of a GenBank genome assembly